Messenger RNA from Acaulospora colombiana, 240 nucleotides. The record is from the annotation of a GenBank genome assembly. Lineage: Eukaryota; Fungi; Glomeromycota; Glomeromycetes; Diversisporales; Acaulosporaceae.
ACGACUAUGAUGAUCUAUUGUGGAAGAGAGCUCUGAAAGCAUUUAAGCGUGGUGCCAAGGAGUAUAAAGCUAAAUACAAUAAACCUGCGGUCAUCGUUUAUGAUAAUGUGAGCCGGUUGGUUCAUAAGAAUCCAGAAAUUCUUGAUAUCCUCCAAGACGACGCCAAAGACAAUGCCGAUGAUCAGAUAUACAUUGCGGUGUUUGUCAGCAGUGAAGGUGCAGUUCCGAGAAGAAUGGAAU